GCAGCUGUGUAGUGGUUGUGCUGAGGUGCAGGGGGGAGUGAGGAGCCCCAAAGAAGUGUGUACAGAAAAAGUACUGAUAAAACACAGUGAUCUCAUCAGGAGAAGCACAAGUGAUGGUUCUUCACUGGUAUGCGAGUGGAAAACCCCAGUUGCAGAACCAUGGGAAAGUGUCUACUGUACAGGUUAUUUUGUUACUCAUUUUCUGUGCUCUGUAUGCUGUUUGCUGUGUUUCGCUUCUGUUUUUUUUUUUGCUGAGUCAAGACAAGCAGCUCCUAGUAGAACUAUUAAUUAUUUCAAGCAAUCGAAGAACAUGAGGCACAUGGAAGGGAAAUCGCAGUUGACACAUCUACGGUGUUGCAAGAUACCAAAGAACAUUGGCAGGUGCAGUCUCAGCUUUAUGGGCCUCUGUGAACCUGUUUCAAUCCUGCGUCGAGGCAGAAGGAAGGCGAGACUGCUGGAAGCUAUGGGACUGCAGUUGAGAGACAUUCAGGUGUUGUGUCUGGUACUGAUGGUUGUGAUUGAACCGUUUCUUCGCUGUGCUGCUGCGGCUGGUGGAAUGGUCCCCCGAACGAGAAUGGCCACGCCUGCAGCCGACGACGAUCC
Molecule: messenger RNA, 603 nt
Organism: Trypanosoma grayi
Lineage: Eukaryota; Euglenozoa; Kinetoplastea; Trypanosomatida; Trypanosomatidae
Exons: 1
Source: RefSeq, a predicted model, not a curated record